This is a messenger RNA of Priapulus caudatus, 2972 nucleotides long. RefSeq lists its product as uncharacterized. NCBI's taxonomy places the organism in Eukaryota, Metazoa, Priapulida, Priapulimorpha, Priapulimorphida, Priapulidae. The transcript has 18 exons. Bases 250 to 2343 code for a protein of 697 amino acids. The record is from RefSeq and is a predicted model, not a curated record.
UUGUCAGAGCUAUAUGACAUUGCAAUAGCAGCUGUAUAUGAAGCUAUCUACACGUAUACAUCGUCAUCAUCAGUGCAAAAGGCACAGAAAGUAGCACUACUUCAUGUGACAUCACUGUGUGAGGCGAGACACCUGAUACCUUCAACCGAUAUCAACAUUUCAUUCGAACUAGUAGCGUGUGACAAUAAAGGGCGUUAUUUCCCUUUGCAUGAGUCAAGUGCACCUAUACUGGCAGUAAAGACAGCUAGCAUGAUCAUCAGUGGUAUACCAAGUCAGGAGUAUGUUGGCACAGAUCUGGGUUCUAUCAUGUUUUCAGAGUGCUUCGUAGACUCUGUCAUCUCAGUCGCAAAUGAAGGUGAGCGUGAGGAGAAUCACACAGAUACAUUGAUACUCACACAAGGAGUUCCACACCACAAGUGCUGGCAGGUGAAACCAGAUUAUCUGUACAUACGCAAAUCUGUAGAAGAGUGGGUGAGAGACCCUCGGCCAGGUCACGAGUGGGGGAGCCUCCUUCUGGAUGGUACAGAUGUGAUGCUGGCUGGAGCAACUACAAAGGAACCUUUGAGAGGUGAGGUGCUGGUUAGAGAGAGAGGGGUCUGCUUCCUACAUGAGAGUGACCUACCAAUUCUAAUUCCGAGUGAACAUGGCUCACCUGAGAUGUAUGACAAGGAGGAAGCUAACAAGAUGUCAGUGCUGCUGUUGAAGCUCGGCUCGUGUUUCUACUCUCACCUGCCCGUGCAGCUGUGUUCUCCCGAUUUAAAACUUCUCAUCACCUUUGCACCGAGAACAGCAGCGUAUAGAGCCCUGUACAGCCAGUUGGCACCAGUUCUGGAACGAGUAGCGAGUUUGCCCUCAGAUGCACAGGAGACAUACCAGCUUCUAACACAACACGUUGACGAGUCUUUUACUCAGAAAGGAAGCCAUUGCUUAGCAGAUGUGGUCAGGUUUUUAUUACACAUGGAAGCAAGCAGCACGCUAAUGCAACAUUCUGUUCAAUCCUGUCAUCUUCAGGCAGUGAUCGGAAACUCGGGUGUGUCAGCUGUUACCUCAGAUAAGGUCGUGGUCAGCAUCGUGUCAGGAUUAGCUGGAUCUCGGCAGGACAGCGUAGCUGAUGCUGUGAUGAAGCUCUGCUCAGAGCACUCGAGUUGGUUUGUGUACGACGGACGUCAUGCCGAGUUGUCAGACGACGAGAUGACAUUCUCAGCAUCAGAACUGCACGAUGUUCUCUCCAAUGCACUGAGAGCAUACCACUCGGCUGGAGCCACUGGUGGUGGCACUGCUGUUCGGGUUCUUGUGUUGGCACCUGUGUUAACAGACACGUGUGCAGUGGUAAAUGCUGUGCUAUCGCAUCCAGGUGAUGGCCUGCUCAUCGGAGCUGUGACGAUUGCUGUUGAUACGAAUGCUGUGUUCAUGGCUGGCAGGAAUCUAGUGCCUGGCUUCGGAGAGCUCCUUUCGUCGGGCUGGGUCAAUAACGUUGUGAUAACGGACGUCGUCAGCAGCCCCUGGAACCAGCUCGUACGCGGCUUUCUCUCUAAGAUGCAGCCUCCGAUAUCUGUCAUCACUGCCCCCGACGGAUGCCUGUCAGAGUCGGGCGAUCUGGAUGCAAUCCUGUCAGCGAGUGUUUUCAGCGAGGCAAGAAAUGUACGCGCUCGCUACCUAUCAAGACCCGACUGGCAAGAUGUGAGAUGCUUUUGUGUGCAUUCUAAGCUCGAUAGGGUUGUGCUGCAUUUCACUGGUCACGUAGACCCCGAAAGACUGACGGCUCAAGUUAAGCUUUUAAAUGUAAGCAGUGAACGUGGACAGCUGAGAGGCGUUUACCUGGUGUCUGGUCGAUUCCCCUGCACUGGGACAGAUUCACUUGACGGUAACGUAACAGUACACCUUGAGUACUGUGCCACAAACGGUAAUAUUCAAGCAAAGAAUGUCAGAUGUAAGCCGGUUAAAUCCACGGGAAGCAACCAUCACCAUGGUGACAGCACCUAUGCAGCUGCAGCCAAGGGAAUUGCUGUGUUUGAGGGCUUCUGUCUAUCAAAGCUGGAACUGGAGGACUGGAUGAGGAAUUGUUUGCCGCUGGUGCCAACGCGCAGGGAGUUACUCACUGCUGGCAGCAUAUCUGCAGACCACAUAGCACAAAUACAGAAGCGCAGACGACAUGAUGCAUUGCCAGCAGGCUGGUUUUACAAUGGUGCUCACUAUGUAAGCCUGGAUGGAACUCGAUCUCGGCUACAUCCGUGUAUGCCACGCUUCGUGUCAGAGCACAUGUCAGAGUGGAAUAAGGAAGUUGACACCUUCAACAGGACCAUUGAUGAACUGCUUGCCAAGAACAUCAUCACUAUUUGCUAGUUUACUAAAAAUAUAAAUGGCCACGUCAAAAUUUUUUAGGGGGGUGGCAAACAUAUAUGCGGCCAUUGGUCUUAGGAGUGGAUGUGGGUUUUUGUAUAUAAUGGCACCCUGUUACUGAAUAUCUUGGGCAAUUAAAAAUGUGUUUUUCUCUAGUGCCAAAUAAUCGGCUCGUUCAAACUUUCCUCAGCAAACAAUGAACACAUGUGAGUGUUUUUGUACAUAGUGUGAGUCGUUUGUAGGAGUGUUAGCUUAGUGCUGAGAAUCUGUAAUCCUCUACGUAUUUUAGAUAUUCUUAGAUUUCUAUGUUUUGUCGUCCUGUUGCUGUGGGCAUGGAGGCAGUUUCUCUGAAGAUAUAACUGAGUCAUAUUUCAUUGUCUAGAAAUUGAAAUCUACUAUAAUGGACACGUGAUGUCUUUGGAAGCCAAUUUUGAUGUCAGCAUCCCUGCUCGUUUUGGUUAUAAAGUUAAACUAUAUUAUGUUUUAUUAACCAUUUUAUUCUGAAUUAAAACGUAUGUUGUGUUUUUGUGUCUUGUUAAUUUAGAGUUGUUAAAUCGUUUUUUAAAGUGAAGUUUAGAGUAUUAUAAAAUAGUUUAUGCUGUGCUAUGCUAAACGUAAAACUUUGUUAUAUA